UUCAUGGCCACAGCAGGCUACUAAACAGGAUUAGAGGAAACCGACAUUAAGACAUAUAAUUUCCUUGCAGCUGGCUGGAACAGCAGUUGUCACUGCCCUCCUGGUGCAGCAUGGCAUUUGGACUCGGUGUUCUCUGCCUGUUACUAUGGGCAAUAACAGGUUCCAGUUGUGAGCAGUGCAGAGAAGGAGCCACAUACCCAGGUGCAGUAAUAUCUCCCAACUUAGAAACCACUAAAAUUAUGCGAGUUCCUCAUGCUAUGUCAGUGUCCGACUGCAUCGCAGCAUGUUGUGACCUCUCUGGUUGUGACUUGUCCUGGAUGUUUGAACGACGCUGUUACAUCGUGAACUGCCAACACAAAGAGAAUUGUGAACCUAAAAAAAUUGAAACUGUGAAGUCCUAUCUUACUUUUGUGUUGAGGCCUUCUCAGAGGCCAGCCUCGCUACUGGGAUUUGGGCAAGUGAUCCCAAGCAUGGUCCACUCUGUGGGACUCCAGAAUGAACCGUCUGAGGAAGUGAGUAGCCUGAAGGAGCUGUCUCUGCUUGGCAAAGAUCCCAGCCUUGAGGAGAUACCAGAAUACAUUGAUGAUUAUAAAGAGUUGGAGCAGGAUCCCUUUCAGGUGAGCAUCAAACAUGAGCAGAAGGAGAGCACAGAUUAUGCUGACUGGGGCCUGAUGGUGGCAGGUGAAAACAGCUUCAACUCUUCUGUGGGUGAUGAUGGAGAUAACCAAGAAGACUUUUCUGAAAAGAAAGGGGAGUUUGGGAAGGUAGAAAGUCUUCUGAAUAAAAACAGCUCUGAACUGAACUCUGUCACUGAACACUCCACAGAGAGGUUGUCAUCUCUCCUGGAAAUGACACCGUUCCCUGAGAAGACAUCUGAAAGUGAAGCAGCUGUUCAACUUCUUGCACAACCUGAUGACGCUUUGCAAAAAGAGGCUGCUACACCUUCCCCUUCUUCAGACAAACUUGAUUUCUCCCAAGGUGUGUCUGAGAAAACCCAGACUCCCACAGUGGCCCCAGAGAAUGUCACUGAAAGUGGGGUCAUGCUACUUCCCACUAAUGCUGUGCCAUCUGAGCCCAUGCAGCAGUUCACACCACCUGCUACUGCUGCUGAAGCAGAUACAGUAAAAGAACUUAUUGUGUCUGCUGGAGAUAACAUACAAGUGAUGCUACCCAAAAAUGAGGUUGAACUGAAUGCUUUUGUUGUCCCACCCCCGCCUACAGAAACAGCCUACACCUAUGAGUGGAGCUUAAUCAGCCACCCUGAUGACUAUGGUGGUGAAAUGGAGCGCAGGCACAGCCAGACCUUGAAGCUCUCUCAUUUAUCAGUGGGACUUUAUGCCUUCAAAGUGAUGGUUUCUGGUGAAAAUGCCUUUGGUGAAGGUUUUGUAAAUGUCACAGUCAAACCAGCAAUCAGAGUUAACCAGCCGCCUGUUGCUGUUGCUUCACCCAAAGUACAAGAAGUUUCUUUGCCUACAACUUCUACCUUCAUUGAUGGCAGUCAAAGUAUGGAUGAUGUAAAGAUAGUAAGUUACCACUGGGAGGAAAUUAAAGGUCCUUUGCGGGAGCAGAAGGCAUCUGCUGACACACCUGUCUUGCACUUGGCUAACCUUGUUCCUGGAAACUACACUUUCAGGCUCACCGUGAUUGAUUCAGAUGGGGCUGCCAAUUCCACCAUUGCAUCUCUGACUGUCAACAAACCAGUGGAUUACCCACCUAUUGCCAAUGCAGGACCUAAUCAGGCAGUCACCUUGCCCCAGAACUUCAUCACACUGAAUGGAAACCAGAGCAGCGAUGACCAUGAAAUAGUCAGCUAUGAGUGGUCGCUCAGUCCCAAAAGCAAAGGCAAGGUUGUAGCAAUGCAGGGAGUGCGGACACCGUACCUCCAGUUAUCUGCAAUGCAGGAAGGAGAUUAUACAUUUCAGCUGACUGUCACAGACUCUGCGAGGCAGCGGUCCACAGCUGAGGUCACACUCAUUGUACAGCCUGAAAAUAACAGCCCUCCAGUAGCAGUGGCUGGUCCUGACAAGGAAUUGACCUUCCCCGUAGAAAGUACUACACUAGAUGGAAGCAAAAGCCAAGAUGACCAAGGCAUUGUCUUCUAUCAUUGGGAAAAUAUCAGUGGACCAAGCUCUGUACAGAUGGAAAAUGGUGACAAAGCAAUAGCAACUGUGACUGGUCUUCAGGUUGGUACCUAUCGCUUCAGGCUGACCGUGAAAGACCAACAGGGCUUAAGCAGUGCGUCUGUGCUGUCUAUUACUGUGAAGGAAGAAAACAACAGUCCACCCCGAGCACAUGCUGGUGGGAAGCAUGUUCUAGUGCUUCCAAAUAACUCUAUUACCUUGGAUGGCUCAAGGUCUGCUGAUGACCAGGGGAUUGUGUCGUAUUUGUGGAUUCGGGAUGGUCAAAGCCCAGCAGCUGGGGAUGUGAUCCACGGCUCAGACCAUGAGGCAGUACUGCAGCUAACUAAUCUGGUGGAAGGAACCUAUACUUUUCACUUGAAAGUGACGGAUGCUAAAGGAGACUCAGAUAUUGAUUCAGCAACUGUUGAAGUGCGGCCUGAUCCCAAAAGGAGUGGUCUGGUGGAGCUGAUUUUGCAAGUUGGAGUGGGACAGCUGAGUGAACAGCAGAAGGACACCCUGGUGAGACAGCUGGCUGUACUGCUGAAUGUUUUGGAUACAGAUAUCAAAGUUCAGAAGAUACAAGCCUACUCAGAUAUCAGCACUGCGGUUGUGUUCUAUGUGCAGAAUGGGCAUCCUUCCAAGGUGAUUAAGGCAUCAGAUGUCUCACGAACUCUGCAUGUGCAGCUUUUGAAAGAGAAGGCUGACUUUCUGCUUUUUAAAGUCCUGCGGGUUGACACAGCUGCCUGUCUUUUAAAAUGUUCUGGACAUGGACACUGUGACCCUAUAACGAAGCGCUGCAUUUGCUACCAGCUCUGGAUGGAAAACUUGAUUCACAGUUACCUAAAUGAUGGAGAGAGUAAUUGUGAGUGGAGUAUACUCUAUGUGACAGUAUCUGUUUUUAUUUUCAUUGUGGUCAUAGUAGGACUUGCCUGGUUCUGUAUCUGCUGCUGCAAAAGCAGAAAGAGGACAAAGAUAAGAAAGAAAACAAAAUAUACCAUCCUAGAUAACAUAGACGAGCAGGAGAGAAUGGAACUACGACCCAAAUAUGGUAUAAAACACAGAAGUACGGAACACAACUCCAGUCUGAUGGUCUCUGAGUCAGAGUUUGACAGUGAUCAGGACACUAUCUUCAGCAGAGAAAAGAUUGAAAGAGAGAAUCCUAAAACCCUCAUGAAUGGAUCCAUGAGAAAUGGAGUUUCCUUCAACUACAGCUCCAAAGACAGAUAACCGAAUGAGGGUGAAAGCACCGAACAUGCUGGUCUAACAUGUCUGAAACAUGUUGUCCCACCUCUGUUUUUUCCAAACUGAAAGCAUCCUAAAAUAUCAGCGAAUUUCAGAUGAAAGGGUAAAUUUCUAGUACAGUUAGGGGAAGGAAGGGGGAAGGAUUAGAUGGUCAACUAACUCCUCUUGUCACCAUUAUAGGAACAAAGAAAAGCACAUUUUAUUUCUCGCAUGUUCCAUGCUGAAUAUCUGAACUUCAGAAGGCCUUUUUACCUGUAUCACUGCUACAAAACUAGCCAGGGCUGUUACGCUACUAACAAUCGUAACUGAGAUGCAUAUGGAUUUGUGUCCUGUGUUGCUGUUUUUCUUGGAGAAGCAGUGUGAUUAUGAUGCUGAUCUAAACCAGUGAAAGCCAACAUAGAUAAAAUCCCUUACAGCUGUAAAGAGCAAUAUGUGACCACAGGCUUCAUUUUCAGUUUAGAUUGGGAACACAGAGAGAGAGCAUUUUUAGUGCAUUGUAUUUAUCUCUGACUGUGCUUUGUGACUUCCUUUUCUAUGGUAGUGCUCAUCAUCAGAUGGAAGUGUCUUUGUUGUCAAAGGAAGUUUGCAAUUAGCAGUUGCACUUAAUCAGCUGUAGUAUGAUACAUCUGUGUCCUGUAGGAUGCAAUGUUCCCUGUAUUUACAUAGAAAGUACUGUGCCUGCAGGGAUGUCCCGCCUUAGGUUGCUUCUGUAGUGGAGCUCUCUGGAGUCUGCCAUGUCCAGCCAGGGAACAGUAGCAGAAAGGCAGGAAGGACUCACUGCGAUGCGCCUUCAGAAGCAUGUUGAGCAUCCCAAACAACUUUUUGCUUAGAGAGCGCUUUUAAGGAGCUCUGGUGCUUUUAAGACUGAACCCUCAGCUGAGAUGAGUUUUCACCUGUCAACCCCAGUGCUCAGUUAAAGAAUGUGCCAGGCACUUGUAGUGAAAUGCUUGUGGCAAAAUACCUUAUGUGGAGCAGGAGGUUCAACACCUACUUUCAUUGUCAUGGGGAUUGGUACUCAGGAAGGUUUUAGCUUAAACAUUAUAUUGUUUUACUUUUUUCCUCUGUGGCUAUUCAGUGACUAGAGGUGUUGGCCCAAAGAGAUCCCUGUAGGUGUUUGGGAAGAGUACAUGUGUUGGGAGUUCUGAUGUUCUUGUUCAAAAUCUGAAUAACUUCUUUACAGUGUGCUUGUUAAAGCUGUGGACCCAAUACUGGUUUUGAAAUCCCAAACUGAAGACCUGGCUCUUAUACAUAGGCCUUGAUUGUGGGGGCAUCUGUGUUAGUAGUAGUGUCUGGCCAUGACAUCGUCCUUUCCUGGGGUCCUUUACUGAUAUGCUGGGAGUCUUGGGCUGAGCUGGAGGAAAGGUGUAUUUGGCUGGAGAAAACGUUCCUCUGGGAGUAUUUUGUACAGGUGGCUUUUUUUAAAAAAAAAAAAAAUCUGUUGAUGGGGAAUCCAUUAACAGAGAAGGGCGAAGCAGUAUAGAGAUCAAGGGCAGCAGAUGACAAGGGUCAGGGAGGGGACAUAGCCCACCUCAUAACAGAGUCUCAAAAUAGACAAGGCAGGUACUCAAAAUUAGAUUUAUUCUAAUCAAAAUUGUUUAGCACUGAUAAGUGUUAGUAAAAUACAGGUACAGAUGUCUGUCAAAUGGAACUAAUACUGCAUAGCUGACAAGCUUAAGUUUUAGGGAUGAUGACCCAAAAUGUGCAAUCUAUCACCUAAUAAAGUGAGGGCUCUCAACCUCAAGGAGUUACCUUAGGCAGCAUCUUGAUCCAAGGGGAGAGUCCCUGGCUGUAGACCUGCUCUGAGGAGGACUGGCUCAAUUUGCCUUUGGUGGGGGGCGGAGGCAUGGGCGAGCCUCCAUUUGUACCCUGGUCAGAUCUGAUCUGUGGUCAUAUAUGGUCAGUGAUCUAGAAACGUCUCUCAACUGAGGCAUUUCAUUGGCUUGAAGGCCUUGUCUGUUGACUGAAGGGCCUUGCCUCUCCUAUCCCUCCACAGAGGUGUGGUGACCCGCAAACUGUAGCUUCUAGUUUUAACUCACUCAGUAGCGGAGAAAUUUUGGUCUUUAUUGAGACAGGUGCACCUGCCACAGCCUUCAUCAUGAGGAAAAAUUUGGUGGAGAAUUUUGGGGCUUUCCUCCAUCUUUUUGUAGGAGUCCAACACAACAGAGUAAUUGGGUUGAACACUAUGGCUUCUGUGCUUCUCUGGUUAAUGGAAUUGGGCAAAAGUCAGAAGUACUGUCUAGGUUGGAAGAAAUCAGUAGUCAAAAGUUGCAGCACUAUGGCAUGCUCCUAACUGGUUUCAUACCUUUGAUUCUCAAAUGCAGCCAGCCUCCUUAAGGCUGCUAAUGCUGCACUGAGGAGAGCUGAGCGUGGCUGCAGGAGUCAUUGUGGGAGAGGCUGUGAAGAGCUAAAAAGGGCUAAUGCAUUUUCCAAGUUUUUCCGAUACCCACCAGCAAGAUGCAGUAUAUAUGGUAUGACUUGCUUUCUUUUAGAAGCCAAGUUUUACCUCUAUGUGUAUGGGGGUUUUAGGCUAUAUAUUGAAAUUAUUUCAUCUCACCUGGCCCCUUCUUGAGUGUGUGUGAGUAUAUAUAUAUAUAUUUUUUUUAAAUAACUGGGUCAAUAAAAGCCAGGUCAGGUUUUGAUGUCUUUCAAUUUCUGCUCCAGAUACAAUGUUCACUUUAAACCAUUUAUGAAAAAAGUUAAGACCCACUCAAAAUACUAUUUUUUUUUUUCCCUUUUAAAAUCAAAAUGUUGGGCUUAAUCCAUUCUGCACAAAUUCCCCAAAUGUUCUAGCAAGAAUUAUGCUCUUAGAAAAAUGCAUUAAAAAAGUGGUUACAUAAGCAACUAUUGGCCGUGCUGCCAUUAAUGCUUCUGUUAAAUAUGGUAUCCAAUGUGCCUUUAUCUAUAAAUUAAUCUUUUAGGACAUAGUGCAGUCAGCAGCAUCCUUCAGUUUUGUGAAGUCAGUCACUUGUGUAUUUUGGGUUUGUUUUACAUUUUUAAAGCUGGUGCUGAAGCCUAGGAGGUUGUUAUUCCAAGGAAUUAAAAUUUAGGCAUCUUUUUUUAAAAAAAAACAAAACA
Messenger RNA from Athene cunicularia (burrowing owl), 6437 nucleotides. Its product is annotated as KIAA0319 ortholog. The record is from RefSeq and is a predicted model, not a curated record. Gene Ontology annotation, cellular component: cytoplasmic vesicle; plasma membrane. The transcript has 20 exons. Gene Ontology annotation, biological process: neuron migration; negative regulation of dendrite development. The coding region runs from base 111 to 3347 and encodes 1078 amino acids. NCBI's taxonomy places the organism in Eukaryota, Metazoa, Chordata, Aves, Strigiformes, Strigidae.